AUGUAUCGGGUCGGCCAGGCGAACCGCAGAGACGUCUCUCGGUUGAGCUUGCCGCAGACCGGUGGUCACAAGACACUGACUUGCCGUGGUCGCCUCGGUCAACACCAUUCCUCGGUUCUCUCGGCUUGGGAUCCGAAGUGGCAGCCAUCUGUGGCGCUGUGGCGAACCGCUAUGCCGUGUGACAUCCUUGCUCGCCAAAGGUCCGAAUGGAUAUAUCUACGACGCCUCGAGUAG
Molecule: messenger RNA, 234 nt
Organism: Pseudozyma hubeiensis SY62
Lineage: Eukaryota; Fungi; Basidiomycota; Ustilaginomycetes; Ustilaginales; Ustilaginaceae
Exons: 1
Coding region: 1-234 (77 amino acids)
Source: RefSeq, a predicted model, not a curated record